Molecule: messenger RNA, 4728 nt
Organism: Amoebophrya sp. A120
Lineage: Eukaryota; Dinophyceae; Syndiniales; Amoebophryaceae
Source: the annotation of a GenBank genome assembly
AGGGAUUGAAGUCAAAGCUCGCAUAUCUUUUGUGAUUGUCUCACAUCCUCUUCUGCGAUUGUCUCAUAUCUUCUUCUUGAGUACAUUAUCUUCGGUUCUGCGGUGUAAUCUCUAUAUUGUCUUACAAAAUACGCACCCUUCUCGUGUAUUUCUACUUGUUGAUACUACUUGUUUGCUCUCUUCGUGUAUGAUUUCUACUUGUUGAUACUACUACCAUUGUAAAACUCCCUGAUCUUCAUCUUCUGUGUACAAUAAGUAUAAAAUGGAUAGCUUCCAAAGGGUAUGUAACUGAAACCUGCUCCUGCCUCAGCAAGGGAAAGUGUUUGAUGUCUUGCUAAAUUUCCUACAUGGAAAGAACUCCGUGUGCAGCAUUUUUAUCAUUCCAAGUCACACGUUUGUACUUUAAAAUGCGGAUGAAACCCGCCGAUAGAGAAGGAGUGAUAUUCCAUACGGAGGUUUCGCAAUACAAAAAAACACUUUGCUAUUUUUCUGGAAGGCGAGCACCUUCUUUCAGUUCGACAACAGACUGCAUUGCCAUAUUCUUUGUAAAGACGCCCCCAACCGACCCUGCUAGACAAAUCCGGACGUUUUGCAACUGGUGCAUGACAAGGUUAGCCGCAUCACAAAUCCAUCAAUAUAUCUUGUUCUAAUUAGUGCAUGACAAAUUGUAGUUGAUGUUCCCAGCUUGGAUAUAGAAAAUUAAUUCUCUUGCGCACGUUGAGGCUAAGAACCAUUUUCGAUAUGCCGAUUUGCAUCACAAAUCUGGAGUGGGGGACGUGUUCUUUCCAAGGGAUAUGUUACCGGCUCGUGCGCAAGCUAUUAUCAACGACCUAUCAAGAUGAAAACGAAUUCCCCCUCCCCAUGUCAAACAAAAAAAAGAGUUUGUGAUGCUGGAUUUGCGUACACAGAUAGGGUCUGUCUUGCUGUAAGGACCUGCAGCCAGAUCGUUAUCCUGCUCACGGGCGUCAGGACCUAGUUGUUUAGCAUGACAAACGCUUCCCCUGUGACGAGCCCAACAGCAUGACGAACAGCCUCCAUGAUUCGGGGCGCACCUCUGCACUUGCCUUCUUGCAAGACAGAACGGAUUUCUUGCCGCAAAUCUGCAUCACAAAUUUUGCUUUUGGGUACCAUGGGAUUGGGGAAUUUCUUCUCACGAUACGACCACGGCAACAACCUGGAGCUCACGCCCUCCCCCGAAAAAGAAGAAGAUCAGAACCUGGAGGACGAGGAUCAGAACCUGGAGGACGAGGGGAGUGUCCUGCAGCACCAGGACGACAACGUAAGUGCCCCGGCGCCGGGCGAGGUGGGUGGCGUUGCGUACAACGGCCAUACGCAUUACAAACGUGUAGUGCUCUGGGUCUACUGGAUGCUUUUCAUGCUGGCACUGGCUCAAUGACACUAAAGAUAAAGCGGUAGCAAACUGCACUGCCGUGCAACGCAUGACAAAUUGAAGCUUGCAACUAGAAGCCGGCAAUCGUACGUCACUAGUGCUGUCGUGAGAAGACACUUUUUGAAACACAGUAAUAUAUUAUGCCGAGGAUCAACCGUUGUGUCAUGCAUGACAAAUGCGUGCUUCAUUCGGAAAAAUGCGCAUCACAGGUUCAUCCCACUUCUCUAUCCGACUCAGAGGCCAACAUGUUUGCAAUGCAUAAGCCCGGGACGGGAUGAAGAUCUGGAUUUUGUCGAGGAGGAGGACGUAUCCUGUGCAAAAGUAUCGUACUCGUAUAAAUGCAUGACAAUUUUUUUUCUGAUUCUGAAGCUAAAUCCGCAUUACAAAUUUCAUUUCAACUCAUGCUGAGAAAAUUUGUAAUGCCUCUAUACGAGUACGAUACUUUUGCAGUUCAUAGGACGUCGGGGAGGAGGCGGAGGACGUCGGCGAGUCGGUGCAGGAUGAGGAGCCGGGCAUCCAGCUAUCAAACGCAAAAAUGGCUGGGUCUGGAAAUUUGUGAUGCGGAAUGGGAGUACUUAUUUUUUGAACAACCUCUGUAGAGCAUUCAAGCAUGACGAAUUCGUAGCACGUAGCUUUCUCGUGGUGUUUCACACACACUACAAACUGUAUUCUUGCAUGACAAAACAGGCGACACUACUUUUCAUCUUCUUGUUGUUUAUCCUACAUGCAAUAAAGAUUUGGCACGCGAAAUGCAAGACAACCAAAACAUGUGGUUCCACUCGUUUACGUUUUUAUUCCAGAGACACAGACAUAGUUGCAGUUGAUACGGAAUCGCAGCGGACUACUCGCUGGCAAACGAUACUGCGCUGGAAGAGUUCUGGACAACCGACCUGAAACAAGAUCACCCGUACGAGACCCGCGAGGCCUUGCUGUCAAAUUUGGUUGCGGAUGAACCGGAUCUCCAGCACGUCCGAAUUUUCGGCCUGGACGACACGGGGACGCCACAACCGCUGCAAGAAACCCAGCCGCCGGUCCAGGGACAGCCGGUGCAGCAGUCGGCCACCGAGAGCGCAACGGAUGAAGACUUUAUUUUGGAGGUCGACAUUAGCAGCAAGUUGCGCCAGAGCCUCUACUGGCCGAAACAACCAGAGCGGGCCCUGAGGGACAAGGAGCGCGAGGACAAGGAGGAAGAAGCCUACGAAAACGGCAAAUGUUUCGUCAAAUUACCCGAUUGCAUGGUCGACAAAAAAGGCCCAACGGGAAAGGUGGAAGAUUGGAUGCUCACCAAGGAGUUUCACGUCGCGGACAGUGACCACAGCUAUCCUCUGGAAUAAUAACGUCUCCACCCCAGAGGCGAGAUGGGAAUCCCCCUGCACAAAUCCACUCGCUUGUGCUCUGGUGAAGCAUACAAGUGUAGUCGUGGUUGGCUGUUGAAGUCACAUCACAAAUAUCGUAAAAGUUCCUUAAAGUCUGAUUAGAGCAUGAGAAGUCCUGCCAGAUCCAGCAGGCAGCAUGAGAAAUGAAUGCUCUUCAUGGGACUCGUCCUGCGCAUGAGACACGACAGCCUGGGCAUGCACGUCGGGGAUGAAAUAUGCAUGACAACACUGCUGGGGUACAAACGUUCUUUUCGCUCAGGAUAUUGACAAGAAGGAAGUGAGCAUAGUCUUCGUCGGCGAGCCGGAAAAAUAUUACCAAAUUCCCUGGCAGGACUUUUCUUUGGUAUAAUUUCGAAUCUUUUUCAUCUUGCUCGAUCGGUCAAUACUACCUCCUGGCCUUCCCUUCAACCUUUGACCUUGUUCAUUGAUUUUAGUUUGCGUCUUAGUUAUAUGGGAAAUAGUGUUCUGUUCCAAACUGGUACCGAGCGGCAUCUUCAUGAAUACUCAAACACACAGGUAUGGCGAGAAAAAAAUCCUCUCUCUCCAUGAUAGUUGUAGUACUCAGAGUGGAAUAGGUUACCAACGAAGCGACUUUGUGGGCGCAAAACCUAACUUGUUCACACAGUUUCGUCUUGCAUACAACACCAGUAUUUUAUCGGCAAUUUGUGUUGCGUGUGAGCCACAGCAGAGGUGGGGACCGCCCGGCCACCACGUCCUCCUCUGUCAUGCCCGAUGCCUGGACUGGUGCUGUUUUAGUACACCUCCUGAACAGAGCAGAUAGUAGGAGCCUGUGAUGUUGUAGCUGUCCUGGCGCAACACAAAUCUGCACUUUGACUUAUGACACUACAAGAACAUGCCAACAAGAACAAAUCUGCAUUGUCACAAGAUUUCCACUUCAGCACCGGGACGAGCGGGGAUUUUUUGUUUUGAUACGAAAUCGCGCAGAAGCACCGGGCAUCCAACUGGCUGAAACUACAAAGGCAGGCUGAUAUGACAGUACACAACUCCCCCUCCCCCUCAUUUGUAUAGCAUGAACGGCAAUACAAACAUCAGCAAGAGUGCCGGUUUUGCAUGACAGAUUUGCGCUGGAUAAUAGUGCUGUUUGGGCUUCCAGGACUUGUCAUGCAAACAGUGCUGCAAGGCGAAGGCAGCAGCUGGAUUUGGGAUUUUGCAAUUACAAAUGAGGAGGAGGGGGAGUUGUGCACUGUCAUAUUUGAGGAGGGUGAUGCUGAAGAAAAGAAAGAUCAAGAGGAAGCAGAUGUUGAUAUGAAAUUCUCAAGCGUUGCAUUGAAUGAUAUCGGCUAACGCAUGAUGAGUUUGCUAUUCCAAAAUUGCAAAAUUGAAGGAGGGGGAUUGCGCGCCAUGCGCGAAAAAUCUGGAACGUCGGAUGUCCAUGCCGUUUUGCGCUUUGAGAACUGCCUGCCAUUCAAGGUAGCUUGAACCUUUGGAGGCUGGUAGAUUUUCCAUGACAAAUGACGUGUACAGCAAUCAGUGUAACGCUUGAGAACCCCCAUACAAGAAGAGGAGGAGGUGGAGGAGGAGGGAGACGCACAGGAAGCGGAGGAGGAAGAGGCGAGCCUUCUCUACCGCUAGUGCGGCCGAUGUGUUUUUUAUCUUUGAUAGCUUGGUGGAAGUGACUUUUGAUUCGCGAGAAAAGAGCAUCUACUUUUUCGACCGCAAAUAAAACCAACGCCCUCUACUACUUCGUUUGUCGCACUCUUCUAGGAGUUUUUCUAGAUACUCUUUCGAGAGACGAAAUGUGUAGAGUUUUAGCGCCAAAAGAGACGCAACCUUGAGCACGGCCGGCGUUGCAGAAAACACUCACAGCUCGCAAUGGUGAGCAGAGACAUGUACUUUGCCUUUUCGACAAACGCAACGAAAGAAACCUUCCUGAUUUUCAGAUUUGUGUGUACAGAAAGAGAAUAACCUCAAGCGACACGCGUCUCCGCUGCGACGAUACAG